AUGGUAAAUCCCAAGUGUUUCACCGCCCUGCUGACAAUGAGCGUUCUGACCACUGCCGCCCCCGCUCCCGCCGCGGAUGCUGAAGAGGGUAAGCCUGCCCCUCGUCAGACCGGAAGAGCUGUUUACACCUGCCACCACACGUACUGGGGCGCCCCUUGCCAACCCUCAGCAAGUAUUAACAAUCAUCUAGUCAAUGUCCCAUCCGACUGGAAUAACGUGAUCAGCUCGAUUCGCAACCAGACCGCUUGGUCUUGCACUUGGUACGAACAUGGCAACUGCGAAGGUCGGUCUUAUACCAACCAAGAAGAUGCCAAGCUCGCUGAUGGCGACGGCUUCUUCAAUGACCGCAUCAGCUCUUGGCGCUGUUAUUGA
Messenger RNA from Podospora pseudopauciseta, 372 nucleotides. RefSeq lists its product as uncharacterized. The record is from RefSeq and is a predicted model, not a curated record. NCBI's taxonomy places the organism in Eukaryota, Fungi, Ascomycota, Sordariomycetes, Sordariales, Podosporaceae. The transcript is spliced from 3 exons. Bases 1 to 372 code for a protein of 123 amino acids.